Messenger RNA from Priceomyces carsonii, 1899 nucleotides. RefSeq lists its product as uncharacterized. The record is from RefSeq and is a predicted model, not a curated record. NCBI's taxonomy places the organism in Eukaryota, Fungi, Ascomycota, Pichiomycetes, Serinales, Debaryomycetaceae. The coding region runs from base 1 to 1899 and encodes 632 amino acids. Gene Ontology annotation, molecular function: protein binding. The transcript has a single exon.
AUGGGUAAAAAAGACAAAAAGUCAAAGGAAGCCAAGAAGUCCAGAGCAGCUGAAAAGCAGAAAAAAAAUCAAACAAAGGCAGACAGCAAGAGCAAAAAGCUCGCAAAAAAAUAUGGAGAUGAUGAAGAUGAUCAAGACAUAGAUCAGAUUCUAGAACAAUAUGCUAAGGAGCAAGAAGAAUUUGAAGCCGUCAAUAUUGAAGUAUGCGACAGACCAAGUAAGAGAUUAAAUCCAACACUAGUGGCGAACUCAGCUCAAGGUAAAAGAGAGUUGAUUUUAUUCGGAGGUGAAGUAAAUGAUGGAUCCAAAUCUCGAUUCUUCAAUGAGCUAUACGUGUAUUCUGUUGACAAUGACAUCUGGAGGGUGAUAAAGUCACAAAAUUCACCAUUACCAAGAUCUUCCCAUGCAAUGUGUGUUCAUCCAUCUGGUUUAAUAUUAAUGUUUGGAGGAGAAUUCUCGUCUCCCAAGCAAUCGACUUUUUACCACUAUGGUGAUACAUGGAUAUUGGAUUCCGAUACAAAAGAAUGGGGAAAGUUAGAUAAAAAGAAGAGCCCUAGUGCGAGGUCUGGGCAUAGGUUAGCAGCAUGGAAGAAUUAUAUCAUGUUAUAUGGCGGUUUCCGUGACUUGGGUGCCACAUCUACAUAUUUGAAUGAUUUGUGGUUGUUCGAUAUAACCACGUAUGAGUGGACCCAGGUAGAAUUUCCUCCAAAUCACCCCAUUCCAGAUCCUAGAUCAGGUCAUUCUUUCCUCCCCUGUAGUGACGGUGCUAUUGUUUACGGUGGGUAUUGCAAAGUAAAAGCAAAAAAGGGGUUGCAAAAAGGAAAAGUUCUAUCUGAUUGUUGGCUUUUAAAGAUGAAAUCUGACCCUAAAGCUAUCAGAUUUGAAAGAAGGCGUAAGCAGGGAGCUACACCUUCCGCGAGAGUGGGUUGUUCCUUGGUAUUUCACAAAAAUAGAGGUAUCAUGUUUGGCGGUGUCUUCGAUUAUGACGAAAGUGAAGAGCAAUUGGACUCGGAAUUUUACAAUAAUUUAUUUUCUUAUCAAAUUGAAACAAAUAGAUGGCAUAAUUUGUCUCUUAGGCCUAGAAGAAAGAAGCAAAAUCAAGUGGUUAAAGAGAAGAAUAGAGACGAAGACCUCGAAGAGAUUCUUAAUUCUAUAUUAAAGAAAGCUAAACUUGAGGACAAUGAAGAAGAGACUAAUGAUAUAUCCCACAUUAAGAAAUUGAAAGAGCAGGAAGAGCAAGAUGAAAAAGAAAACGAAAAUACUGUAGAGUACCCAGUCAUGAACCAGCUUCCACAACCCAGAUUUAAUGCCUCCAUUUGUGUUCUUGACGACACCUUGUACAUUUUAGGAGGUAUCUUCGAACGAGGUGAUCAAGAAUUUUGUUUGGAUUCUAUGUAUUCAAUUGAUCUAGCUAAAUUAGAUGGCGUGAAGGUCUUCUGGGAGGAUCUCAGUGAUUUGGAGCAAGAGCAAGUGAACUCAGACGAAGACGACGAUGAGGAUGACGAUGAUGAUGAUGGAUCUUUUGGUAGUGGUCGUGAUACAGAUCAUGAUGAUGAUGACGAGGAUGAAGACGAGGAACCAGAGGAAGAAGAAGAGGAAGAAGGGGAAGAAGAAGAGGAGGAGUUCCCAGAUCCCCGUCCAUGGUUACCACAGCCUAAACCUUUUGAGAAUUUGAGAGCAUUUUAUAUCCGUACUGGUGCUCAGUUUUUAGAAUGGGCAAUUUCAAGUAACCGAGAUGCAAGAGGCAAAUACUUGAAAAAAGCAGCAUUCGACCUUUGUGAAGAUAGAUUUUGGGAGAGAAGAGAGCAUGUUAGUGUAGCUGAAGACAAUUUAGAGCAAAUGGGCGGUGUCGGUGAAGUCGUUGAGAAAGAUACUUCUAAAACAAGCAAAAGAAGAUAA